CUGUGUAUCGCCCCGGCAGCCGGCUGGGCUUGCGGAGGCCGAGACUGGUAGUGUUCGCUAUGGCGGAUGUGUUGAACGUCGGGGUGAAUCUGGAGGCCUUCGCUCAGGCCAUUGGCGCCAUCCAGGCGCUGCGCUCCAGCGUGAGCCGGGUAUUCGACUGCCUGAAGGAUGGCAUGCGGAACAAGGAGACGCUGGAGGGCCGGGAGAAGGCCUUCAUCGCCCACUUCCAAGACCACCUGCACUCCGUCAAUCGGGACCUCAAUGAACUGGAGCGUCUGAGUAACUUGGUAGGCAAGCCAUCUGAGAACCACCCUCUCCAUAAUAGUGGAUUGUUAAGCCUAGAUCCUGUUCAGGACAAGACUCCUCUCUAUAGCCAGCUUCUUCAAGCGUAUAAGUGGUCGAACAAGUUGCAGUACCAUGCAGGUCUAGCUUCUGGUCUCCUGAAUCAACAGUCUCUGAAACGCUCUGCCAACCAGAUGGGAGUAUCUGCAAAACGGAGACCUAAAGCUCAGCCUACAACCCUUGUUUUACCUCCACAGUAUGUUGAUGAUGUGAUCAGCCGUAUUGAUAGGAUGUUCCCUGAAAUGUCGAUUCAUUUGUCGAGACCCAAUGGAACAUCUGCAAUGCUUUUGGUUACUUUAGGAAAGGUACUGAAAGUCAUUGUGGUCAUGAGGAGCCUCUUCAUUGAUCGAACAAUUGUGAAAGGAUACAACGAAAACGUAUACACAGAAGAUGGAAAGCUUGACAUAUGGUCUAAGUCCAACUAUCAGGUGUUCCAAAAGGUGACAGAUCAUGCCACCACUGCCCUCCUCCAUUAUCAGUUGCCCCAGAUGCCAGAUGUUGUGGUCAGGUCUUUCAUGACCUGGUUAAGAAGUUACAUAAAGCUGUUCCAGGCUCCAUGCCAGCGCUGCGGAAAGUUUUUGCAAGAUGGCCUUCCUCCCACAUGGAGGGAUUUCCGAACCCUCGAAGCCUUCCAUGACACCUGCAGACAGUAACCCUGCCCAGCUCUGCUUUCAGACCCUCAGGAUGACAAGCAGGUGGAAAAAUAAACCCAGCACCCAAAACUUUUCCAGAUCAAGCUAAGCAAUAUUGAUGGCUCAAUACUUAACUCACUUCUCAACAACAAUACAUUCAUUCUUUUCCUUAGUAAACAGUGCUUCCCUGUGUAUUAAGGCUCAACCAGUGCUGUUGGAUACCAGGUUGUCUCUGUGGUUGAUGGGGACUAAUUUUAUACUUCAGCUGGUGCACAGAAGGAAAAGAGUACUUUUUGUGUACAUAAUAUAAGAAAGUAAUGCAGCAUGUUCUUCUGUUUUUGUUAGUGAUGAGCUCAUCCUUCUGGAUCAGUCUCAUAAGUCAUUUUCAGGAGCUAUUGUCAUUUUAAUGAGAACUUCACACAUGGUGCCAGAAAUCUACAUUGUUAAAUAACUUAUUUUUAUAAGCAAUAAACUCUUUGUAUUCAAGAUGAA
Molecule: messenger RNA, 1466 nt
Organism: Phascolarctos cinereus (koala)
Lineage: Eukaryota; Metazoa; Chordata; Mammalia; Diprotodontia; Phascolarctidae
Gene: MED27
Product: mediator complex subunit 27
Biological process (GO): regulation of transcription by RNA polymerase II
Cellular component (GO): mediator complex
Molecular function (GO): transcription coactivator activity
Source: RefSeq, a predicted model, not a curated record